GCACAUGUUCCCAGCCUGAUCAGGUAGUAUCAAGCAAGUGUUUGACUGUACCCUGUGUUGGUCAGUAGGUGUAGUUUGCUAGCAGCCAGGCUAGCUUUAGACACUGCCAACACGUCAGCAACUAUGGCUUUAGGGUCCAGCCUCGUGUUCGUCCUGCUGUUGUCAGUGUGGUUAACUGCAAAAUGUGACCAGAUUCCCAGUGAAGUUUGUAUGGAGUGUCGUGAUCGCUACUUCCUGAUAGCUGUUGAUCUCUCAUUCGCUGGGAAUGAAGCUCGCUUUGAGGCUAUUGAUGGAACAGGCGUUUACCCCAUCACAAAGCAGUAUGCUGCUGUGUGUGGAUACUCUGUCAGUGUUCUCCAUCUUAAGGGCAAUGUGGAGCUCCGAGCCUCUUACUUCAGCUGUCACACUGACAACAAAGAUGAUGAAUUUUUCACGUUCAGCUUCAACCUGGUCGUUAACCAUGAAGGAGAGGAUGUCACCUAUGCUUUGAAAAAGACCUGUUCUCCCACUCUGCCUUGGUCACCCAGAGAGGUCACCUGUGAGGCCAACUACAUGGAGGUUUCUGUGAGGAGUGAUGUGGCGUGUCCGACUGGGACAAAGACAGACGACUGGAAUGCUGCUGUCCAAACUGCAUAUGCUUCAGCCAACUCAGACUGGCAGGUGAUGUUUCAGAAAGUAGAAGAGCCGCUGAAACCUAUGGAACUGUCUGAAGCUCGCACACAGGGCUAUGUGUUUGACCUGACAGAGGGACGGCUUGUGUUUCGUACACCGUAUGGACAACCAGAAUCAUUUAACACUGAGGUGAACGGUGUUCCAGUAGAGGUCGUCCAUGCAACUCUGUUCUCCAGACAAAGCUGGGUUGUCCUCAUGGUCGACCUUGUGGCUGCUUGCUCCAUGUCUGAAGGAUCAUAUGAUGAUGCUGGAUACAUGGUCUGGGAGACUCCUGAGGUGUUGAACCCAUAUGUGUCUGGUCUGACCAACACACGGGUCAGCGUCGGUAUCAGUGGCGAACUUUUGGAGCAGUCGGUUGCAGAAGAGAGCGGCUUCAUUGUGGAGAAGCACAACGGCUCAGUAGAGAUCAGCAUCCCCUAUAAUGCUGAAGGAGGAUACAGGAAGAGCUUUGUGUCUGGGGACCUCAACGAGUACUACAUCUUUCAUCUCUAUCUGGAGCAAAUCGCAGUGGAUGAGGAUCAUGUUGACACCAGACUUCGCUUUCACAGGACACUUGCAACUCCUCUUCUGCCACGUCCUGUUUUUACAGAGAACCGAACAGUCCUUGAGGAACGAGUUUUCACAAUCUACCUGGGAGAUGUUCCUGAAGAUGUCGAGGUCUCUGCUGUUCAGCUAAAUGAACACAAACAUAUUUAUAAAUUUGGACAUGAGAGCGGCCACAGCAUCACAAAGGUUGUUCAUCCCAACAACACCCAUGGCUACACUCUGAAGGUGCCUUUUGAUGACCCUGCUGUCAUUAAGAAGUUCUCUAAAGAAGAUGAAGCUAUGAAGCACAUACUGGAAGUCAACUACACACUGACCGUUCUGCCUGAGAAUGAGACGUUUUUCCACCUGACCUCAGUCUUGGCACUAUCGGACAUCACUCCUCCAGAGUUUGACGCCGUCUGUUCUGAGUCUGGCAUCAGCUUCAAACUGGACCACCGGCCUUUUGACUACCUGUGGCACAUCAGUAUCGGUUCUGACCUGCUGUCGCCAGAACUGGCAACCCAGCACGGCUACAUCAUGACCAACGAUAGCCAGAGCCUGCUGCUCGAGGUGCCGCUCUUCACUCAUGGAUACGUAUACGAGGACGUUGCUCUGAAGGGAUUCCUUGGCACUUUUGAAAUCCUCAUUCAAUAUCAAGGAACAUCAGAGGUCCAGAGUUCAACUGUCAAGACGUGUCCAUUCUCUACUGCCGAGUUCGUUUUGUGUUCCACUGAUGGCAAGAUGACUGUGGUGGCUGACUUGUCCCUGGCCAUCUCAAGUGGAGGAAUCCCUGCUAGAUCAAACCUCCUGAACACACACUGUGGACCCAAAGAAGCAGACGACACCAGGGCUCUGUUCUCUUUCCCCCUCAACAGCUGUGGCUCCAUAAUAAAGCUCGGUAAGGAAUAUGUGACGUACGAAAACGAGAUUUCCUUCAGCAGGAAGGUCAAUCUUCAGAAAAAUCCAUCAGAUUCCAGCAAUGAGAUUGACAGGGUAACUGUGCAGUGUACGUAUCCUCUGGCUGGGCUCUAUCGUCUCUUCUCCUUUUACAAGUUUGUGUCUGACGCAGCGGGUGUCGGCAACAUUGUUCAUUCUUCACUCUUAACUGAAGUUCUACAAAAACCCACAUUGGAGUUCGACACGGUGCUUCAAACUCCAGUGCCUGCAACCAGACGUAACAGACCGGUUUUGGUGAAGCUUGGUCACCGACUCAAAGUGCCAACACAUUUACAGUAUCUCCAGUCACUCUUUAAAGUAGAGUAAGGUGUGUUCCAAGACCUGAAGGAUCUUCACAAGUCAAAGUCAAUCUGGGUCUAUUUUAGAUUGACUUGACUUUGAAAUGCAAUUGAUAAUAAAAUGGUUAAAAAAAAAAACUCCA
Molecule: messenger RNA, 2575 nt
Organism: Hippoglossus stenolepis (Pacific halibut)
Lineage: Eukaryota; Metazoa; Chordata; Actinopteri; Pleuronectiformes; Pleuronectidae
Exons: 18
Coding region: 124-2460 (778 amino acids)
Source: RefSeq, a predicted model, not a curated record